CACAACUUUGACUUCUGCUUUCAGAUCAAAACAAAGCCAAAUUGAUCUCAUUUCUAAUCAAGUCGAAUGCCUAACCGAAGAGCAUGUGAUAGAUGUCACAGACUUAAAGAGGGAUGCAGGUGGGAAGGCGGCUCAACGGCAUGCACUCUCUGUAAACGAUCUAAGUCAUCAUGCACAACUUUACGUGCACCACUGCGCCAAGGUCGACGAGCGAAGACCAAGCCUCUUGGACAGGAUGCUUCUAUUGAUGUAUGGGAGGUUGAGGGUUUUGAGACCAAAUCAAUCAAAACAAGUACCAGUCAAGCGUUGAUCAAGAGCCGAAUGCAACCCUCUCUAUCGGCAAAUACUUCAGUCAGCCAUAUCAACGAAUGGGACAUCCUGUUGGAAACUAUCCCGGACUGCUAUCAGUCUCCAAAAACCAACGAAAACGACUCUUCGACUCCUCAAAGACAGCCUCAGAAAGUAUCCCAAGACAUAUCCAUGGAACAGCCAUUCAAACCCUGGAUCAUCGACCAAUUCGAUGACUUCUACACAAGACACGACUUAUUCAUGUUCGGUCCCACCUUCGCCCGAGAUCUCAGAGUAGCCAUUCAACACGCAUAUACCUGCUCACCUACCCUGCUACACGACAUCCUCAUGGUGAUAUCCCCAGCCGUCGACCGCGCCAAGCAAAAGCCCAGCUCCUGGAACCAAACAGAAAUCAACAGAUGUACGACCUCUAUAGAGAAACUCCGGACAGCACGAAUUACCAGCCUCUACGAUGCCUUAGCCAUCAUGGCUCUCGGACAGAAUUUAGCGGCGUUCAAUCUGCUUACCUAUAACACUGGCGCAAUUUUCAUCAUGCAAUACUCACUCACUUCCAUUCGACCAUGGUACGGACAGCUCUCUAAAGAUCCUUCUAUCGAUACAGUCACCAUAACUCCCGUUUUCUGGGACACAGUGCACUGUCUCCUCAAGCGCGAAAUCCCAAUCAUCAAAUUCUACUCUCGAGAUCCUCACACCGUGGAUCGCAUGGCUGGUUUAUGCACAACUUUGCUACCCAUCCUCUACGACUUGUGUGUAGUAAGCCACACACUCAAACACCAACUCCAAUCUUCCUCUGAGAUUAACACCCAACAUCUCCAGCAUAUCGAGCAAAAGCUCCGCUCAUGGAAACCCACCCCGCCACCGGAUUUCACCACCACAUUCACACCCCACGAAAUCCUCAAGAUGGAAGCCCAAGCCUCAAUGUACAGAACGGCAAGCUUGCUAAUCUGUCAUCGCCUCCUGCAUCCAAUUGGCACGGAGGACGACAUCGCUAUCUCGCACGCAAAUAGUAUCUUGCUUGAUUACGCAAGAUACUCGGCUCUGGUUAGUUUGCAAAUGGUUACGUUUCCGAUUCUACUCGCUGCGUUGGAGGUAGAGGAUGUUGAUGAGGGGAUAUGGAAGAGUAUGCCGUUGCUGGCUGCUGCUCCGACUUGUAUUGGGAAGAUGGGAGCUUUUGUGGAGUAUGUGUGGAUGAGAAGGCUUUCUGGUUGUACGGGGUUUAUUUUUGAUGUUGUUGAUAGUGGACCAGAAUUUAUAGUCGUUCCAUGAGAAGAUUUAUUUGUUGGAAAUGUAUCUAUACGAUAGAUAAGGUCAAAGCAAAGAGU
Molecule: messenger RNA, 1631 nt
Organism: Mollisia scopiformis
Lineage: Eukaryota; Fungi; Ascomycota; Leotiomycetes; Helotiales; Mollisiaceae
Exons: 1
Coding region: 67-1575 (502 amino acids)
Biological process (GO): regulation of DNA-templated transcription
Molecular function (GO): zinc ion binding; DNA-binding transcription factor activity, RNA polymerase II-specific
Source: RefSeq, a predicted model, not a curated record